GUAUUUUUACAAGAUCCUUAACCUAAUAAUAUAACCUAAUUCUAAUCUGUUGUAGGUGAUUUUUCGUAGCUACAAGAGUAAAUAAUAAAAUAUGUCAUUGAAUUUCUCAUUCGCGUGAAACGAUUUGAUAAAGCAUCGCGAUAUGUCUAUCAAGCUUUUUCGCUGUCUCGUUAAUGAUCUUUUAAUUCCGAAAAAUCAACAUGUUCGUCAUGGUCAUCGACUACGUGGGAAACCACCGACGAUGGCUCGUACUUUACAGCAACGUCUCGAGAAAAUCCGACUCAGUCGAGAAGAUCCGACAUUGGAUUUUAAGGUGAACAUUGGCUUUUCCGUAUCUAGAGUCACCAGACGAAUGAUAACGAACGCCUGGUCGAGCGAGAUCAUCGCGCUUAGAAAAAAUCCUGAGCUGGAAAGAGCUUCGCGUACUAGGCAACUAUUGAUAGAUCUACAAAAAGUGCGACAGGACUGGCUACAAAUGGAUGGCCCUUUUCAUAUUCAUAGAAUAGCGGAGCACUAUGAUGUUUACAAACAUCUGUACGGAGAUGCUUACUUCAUGCCAAUUGUUCCGUUAGACAUAAGCUAUGAGCUGAAAGAUGAUAAAUUGGCAAGAGCUUACAAUGGUAAUGUGAUCAAGCCAAGCGAAGCUUCCAAUGCACCUAAUGUGGAGUAUAAUGCAGAAGACGGAUCAUUGUGGACUCUGAUAAUGACUACACCAGAUGGCAAUUUGACGAGCGCAGACAAUGAAUAUUGUCAUUGGUUUAUUGGCAACAUUCCUGGGAAUCGUGUGAAAGAAGGAGAAGAAUUGGUAGAUUAUAUGAGACCAAUAGCACCAUAUGGAAUUGGAUACUGUAGAUAUAUCUUUGUAUUGUACAAACAAGACUGUCACAUAGAUUUCUCAGAAUAUAAAAGAACAAAGCCCUGUUUAAAUUUGGAGGAACGUAACUGGAAAACGCUGGAAUUUUACAGAAAAUAUCAGGAUCAAAUGACGCCUGCUGGUUUAGUAUUUUUUCAAUCAGAUUGGGACUCUUCCCUCAAGGAAUUCUAUUACAACACAUUAAAAGCAAAAUUGCCAAUAUUUCAAUAUGAUUUUCCUAAACCAUUCAUUAAAAAACAGGUAUGGUUUCCCUUAAAAGAACCUUUUAAUCUCUAUUUGGACAAGUAUCGCGAUCCCAAGGAGAUAAAGAAGGAGUUUUUAUUGAGAAAAUUGAAGAAAGUUCAUCCUUUUAAUGGUCCGGAGCCACCAUUGAAAUUCCCAUUGGCUCAUCGCUCCAAUAAAUAUAGGCCUUCCUGGUUGAGGUUUGAAAUAACAAAGAAGGGGAGGAAACAAGGUCGUGUUAAUGAUAUCAACGAAUAUUAGAUUUUUUUAAAAAGAUGGGUCUCUAUAAUUUGCUUGCUUUGAAGUUUGAUAUCUGCCCGCGUCGGAAUAGUAACAUCGACCAUCUCAUGUUCAACCAAUAAUCCUGUAAAAUCAUAUGAUUUGUACAAAGUUCAUCAAUAAGAGAUUAUUGGUAUGUUAGACAAAAAUGUAUAAAAUAUACAAUAAUAGUAAUAUUUA
Messenger RNA from Cataglyphis hispanica, 1555 nucleotides. RefSeq names its product 39S ribosomal protein L38, mitochondrial (gene mRpL38). The record is from RefSeq and is a predicted model, not a curated record. NCBI's taxonomy places the organism in Eukaryota, Metazoa, Arthropoda, Insecta, Hymenoptera, Formicidae. The transcript is spliced from 2 exons. The coding region runs from base 143 to 1357 and encodes 404 amino acids. Gene Ontology annotation, cellular component: mitochondrial large ribosomal subunit.